AUGGCUUGUGGAUCGAAGGCCGGCCGAGUCUCUCGCGAUGAGAACUGGAUCGACGAAUUCGACGAACUCGGAAGCGGUCCGGAAGGACGCGGUUCCGGGGGUGGAGGUUGUAGCUACUACAGCUACUAUUAUCCUUGCUACGAAUCCGGGACGACGACGGGAGUCGGGAGCGCCGUUCGGGGAGUCUACGCUUGGUUCGCGCGCCUCUUCGCCGACUGGUUUUCUGGGAGGUCGCAGGCGGAGCGGGGAUCGUUUCGGGCGGUGUACCGCGAAGCUCAGGACCCGAUCCCAAGACUUCGGCUGUCGGCUGGAAACUCGGGCUCGGGGGACUCGGGCUCGGGGGACUCGGGCACGGGGGACUCGGGCUCGGGGGACUCGGGCACGGGGGACCCGGGCUCGGGGGUGGGCGUCGGGGAAGCCCCUUUCAACGUCCUUCUGCACGUUUUCUUCCCUGCUACCGGGUGGCGGACGUGCGCAGGUACCGUCAUCAACGAGGGGAACGUCCUUACUGCUGCCCACUGUCUCACGAACCGGUACGAAGAAUCCUUGGGAGGCUACGUGAUUGCGGGAAAAACGCAUAACCAAACCGUGGAGCCCGGAUCCUUGGGACAGGUGAAACGGUUCAGGUCCUUCGCCUAUCACAGAAACUGGAACCCGAGCCGGCCGUCGAGAGGAUUCGACAUCGCGAUCGUUCAUCCGGAAGGAGGCUUCGUCCUCGGCGAUUUCCUCCAGCCGAUUUGCAUUCCGGACUCGGACGGGGAUGACACGAGUGGAUGCGGGAACUACGUCUUCGGCUUGGAGGAGGCUCGUGCCGAUGAGGAUCCGAAGCUGAAGAGACUGGACGCCACCGUGGAAGGUUCCUGCUCCGCGCUCGGGGCGCUGCUGCCCGGAGGGAUGCAGCGGGAUCGGCGCCUCUGCGUCCGACGGAGGGAGGCCGGGCAGGGAUCAUGUGGAGUGGGUGGUGGCUCGCCCCUGGUGACGGAUUACCGUGGGCGAUUCUUCCAGACCGGGAUCAUGUCCGUUUGCUCGGCCGGCGACAGGUCCGUUCCCUUCACCAGGGUCUCCCGCUUCGCCGAGUGGAUCCGAGCCAACCUGAAAUGAGGCUUGGUCCGCGGACUUCGAGGACAUCCAGGGACAUUAUCGGCGCUGGACUCCUUUUAAUAUCUGGGUCAAACUUGCUCCUGUAUUAUUAUUUUUUGCACCUGCACGGAACCUUUCACUCUUUUGCUUAUUUAUUCCACGUUCAUCAUUGCACGUUCAACGGGAUUCAUUUAGAGAGUGAAUGCUUCAAUCAGUCAAAAAGCCAAUAAAAGUUUGUUUUUCUGGUGUAUUCGUACCGCCCAAACCAUAUGGCAAUUAUAUGCCAC
Molecule: messenger RNA, 1367 nt
Organism: Darwinula stevensoni
Lineage: Eukaryota; Metazoa; Arthropoda; Ostracoda; Podocopida; Darwinulidae
Source: the annotation of a GenBank genome assembly